Messenger RNA from Caenorhabditis remanei, 255 nucleotides. RefSeq lists its product as uncharacterized. Lineage: Eukaryota; Metazoa; Nematoda; Chromadorea; Rhabditida; Rhabditidae. The record is from RefSeq and is a predicted model, not a curated record. Bases 1 to 255 code for a protein of 84 amino acids. Gene Ontology annotation, molecular function: carbohydrate binding. The transcript has 2 exons.
AUGGAAAACGAAAAAUUGGUGAAAGCGAAAUCGUUUUGCAAUGGAGAGUGGUCUAGUGAGAAACUGCUGAAAAAUCCAAUUCGGCCGAAUGGAGAUUUUUUCAUUCAAAUUGUGGCCUGCAAAGAAGAUUUUGAAAUAUACUUUGGUGGGAGUUACUUGUUUUCCUUGAAGUAUUCACUCAGCUUGGACUCGAUAACUGGAAUACGACUUAUGGAGACUAUGGAGAUGUAUCGUGUGGAAAUGGAGCAGUUGUAA